Molecule: messenger RNA, 5710 nt
Organism: Plutella xylostella (diamondback moth)
Lineage: Eukaryota; Metazoa; Arthropoda; Insecta; Lepidoptera; Plutellidae
Gene: hwt
Product: SH2 domain-containing adapter heavyweight
Molecular function (GO): phosphotyrosine residue binding
Source: RefSeq, a predicted model, not a curated record
AUGGAAAAGGUUUGGAGGCGAGUAGGACUCCACUCCUCCCGGAAGAAGAGGGAUGGGAGUGGGACCAGCCGGGAAGUGACCGCGUCCGAGCCACCACCCGAGGCCGAAUACCAGAACAUACACACACUGCGAACAGCUGAUCUGAUAAGACAGAAGCAAGGCGAAGAGAAGUCGACUCUGCGCUCGUCUUAUAUCAUCAGGAACGGGGAUAACUUCAUUUUGGUGGAGCGGAGACGCCGCCGUCGCCGCCGGAGCGGCACCAGGGCCUCGUCAGGAAGUCGCCACCACACUCCACCGGUCGAGCAAGAGAUCAGAACAGAGCAGAAACGCAGGCCGCCGGCCCGGCUUAAGAUAUUCGGCAUUCAAUGGCCCCUGCACUCUAGUGAUACGAGACACACGUCGAUCACCCGCCGGUUCUGCCGUGGCAAGAGGUCCAGGGACGACAACGAGCUCUACAGGUCCAACAGCUUCAAGUUCGAGCGGUUCGCACGGGAGCCGCCGGCUGAUGACCCUACUGGAUCACAGGCUGCCCUGUGUGCGGACUACAGCGUGCCGGUGGACUGCGUGUCGGCGGGGCCGGCGCCGCGCCCCAGCUCCUUCCAUGAGAUAUCCGCUCCUAAGGUUGAAUUCAUAGAGGCGUACUGCACGCCACGCGACACAGCGCGCCGGUCACCGCAGGGCUCCCGGCGUUCCCGCGACACCCGGCGCUCCCCGGACUCGGCCAGAUGGCGGUACGACACCAGGAGAACAGACUACGACUCCCGUAGACGCCCGUACGACUACGAGACCAACCGCAAAUACUACGAGCGGUCAGAGUUCGACGGCGAUUCGGGGAGAAGAGCGGAGUUUGACGCAGAGUCUGCUAGAAGACGCGCGGACUACGAGUCUGCGAGGAGGACUGAUUUUGACUUGUCGGCCCCGAGUGUGUCCAGACGCAGCCCCGAUAGUGCCCCCGAGGCGUCUGUUGAAUCGCCCCCGGAGCCCGCGCCCUCCGCUCCUCCGAGACACGAGAGGGCCAGUCGCCAUCGAUCUCAACCAUAUUACGAAUCUGAAUCAUCAUCUGAAGAUCAGACUACAUCAUCAGAAGAAGAGGAAGACGAGUUCGGUGAAUUUGAUCCAUUUGCCACCGCUCCGUCCCUCCACUCACCGGACAGCGGUCGCUCUGACCCCAGAUACGCCAACGCUCCUCGGCGGAACCCUAGUCCUUACUACUACGGGGACUUGUUCAAGACUCAGCCGCAGCCCACUCCGUCAGCCCCGACGGCGACCUCCACGUCCUCCGCCCGCGGGCCGCGGUACCGCAAGUCCGCCAGCCUCGACGCCCCGCACGUGGCCGCUCGCCCCAAUCUGCCGAAGCGGUUCUCGGUCGCCGAGGAUGGGUUCCGUGAGCUAGAUCGGUCGUCUUCUUCGUCCGGCUCGUCCGCGUGGAUGCCGCCGAGGCGCCGCGCGCGCGACGCGGCCGGCUGCGUGUGCGCCGCGCCCGACGAUGUAGAGGAGCGCCACCCGUCGCGCAGCGUCUUCUACGUCCCGGCGCCGCUGCCCCGCUGGCCGCAAGAAAUGACCACCCGACAGAUUUACGAGACAGCAUUCGAUUGCAAAAUCGCCCGCUCCGACGACGAUUUGGAUGACUUCGAUCGCGUCAGUAAUCAUCCGGCACUUUUACAAGCUGAGGACAGAAAAGUUAUUUCUUCAGCGUCCUCUGCAUUUGAAGCUGUUGAGCGCAGUAAACAAAAAGGCAGUGAUGGCUACCGUAAGGUUACAAUGAAAACCGAUAGUGUUCGACGAUCUAAGAUUCCUACAAUUCGCCAGAAAAGAGAGAAUGAAAGCAAUGCAUCUGCACUGUCAGAGGAGUUGGAAAAAGUACACAUUGAUGAAGGCGAACAUGUCGCCUCAACUUCUCAAUUACCACUCCGCGGUUACACCCCAUCUCCACCAUCAACAGCUCCAUUACCAACAAAAUUUCAACAAUGCAGUAAAGAUGGAUCCGCCAUGAAUAGCAUAAAAAGUGCUCCAAAUCUUCCUCAGUCGCAUCCUUCUCACCCUCGCCUGAAAGACCUAAGACUGCCAGUGAAAUCUCUAAGAGCGCGUGAAACACCUACAAGCAGUGAUGCCAGCAUGGCUGAUCUCAAAGCUUCCACAGAUAAUGAUGCCGGCCAAAGAUUAAGGGACUCAAGUCGCGAGUCUCGGGAUGAAGAAGACGAUAGAGGACAAUCAAAAGACAAUAUUUUUUUAGAGAUUAAGGGCCGACCCACAUCCGAUUCUGACACUCCAGAAUUGAAUCGGUACAAAGGGCCAAAGGGGGUCGGUCCUCUAAUGGAGUUUAAGGCCAGGCCCGGAAUUACUCGUCCACGUCGAAAGUAUUCUAGCACAGAAAGUAUGGCGACGAGUAGUAGCGGCGGAAGUAUGGAAUCACUUAGAAGUAGUACGAGCGAGGGAGACAGAAGUAGUACCAGCUCGGAAAGCCGCCGUUCUUCAUCACUUAGUUCUCAUAGUUCAGAUUCAGGCAAUGUUCAUUUCCCGAAAUCCCACCAUAUGCAAUUGUCGGGAUUUGGUCACCAUCAAACGAAACUACAUAUCUUAAGUCCAAUAUCUGAUAAAUCGUCACAAGAACCCGCGUCGGAAACAUCAGAUAAUAACAGGAAUAAUAACUCACAAAAAGUUUCUCCUGAAGACAAUGAAACUGGAAACAAAACAAUACAGACUUCCGUUGAAAUUGUAGCCAAACCUAAACGUCGAGCACAUAAUAGUAAUCUAUUAAAUCUUACGUUUAGACAUUCAACAAUAGGCGACGCAGAAAUACAGGGUUCAGAUAGUGGCAUCUCUAUACAUUCAAGAGAAGGUGUAGAUUCCAGGAAUGCUUUUAUUAAUUUUAAAAAUAGUAACACUGAAGAGGACCACACUGAUAAAGAUAAAGAUUUGGAUGACUUACCUUUUGAUAUGCCAAAGUUAAGAAGGCGAAGAGCGGCAGAAGCUGAGGCGGACCUACGUUCAUUGCCUUUUGAUAUGCCUAAACUUAGACGGAAACUAAGGGGACAGUCACUGAAUUUGACUAAUGAUUUCGGAGGUGGCAUCUCUAAUGCUUCUUCAAGUCAAAGCGUUCAAGAUCUCAAUCAAGGAACCAAAAGUCGACCAAAACUGUCUUUGGACUUUGAUAGCAGCAGUGGUUCGGGGAGCUCAAAGGGAUUGCAAUUAAAUUUGCGAUCCAUUGCUCCUCCCCGUGAUUUGAUCGAUGCCUCACUUCCGAUUGAUAGACAAGGAUGGUACCACGGUACUCUGUCGCGAGUGGAAGCCGAGCAUCUUCUAAAAACAGCUGAAGAAGGGGCGUUCUUGGUCCGGAAUAGCGAGUCUAAGCACGACUAUUCCCUGAGCUUGAAAUCCACCCGAGGAUUCAUGCACAUGCGUAUCUGCCGAGGUGCCGAGGGGUUCACUCUGGGAGGCGCUUCCACCGCCUUUCCCAACGUGCCCACUCUCAUGAGACACUACGUCACGGCCCAGAGACUUCCAGUCAGAGGCGCUGAACACAUGGCCCUGUCCACGCCAUUGCCAGCUGUCCUGCUAUGAACAUUACGUGCAUUUGAGAGACACAAAGCAGCAAGCACCAAGAAUCUAGAGUCCAGAUGCUUGUAUAUAGAAGGACAGAACAGGGCAUUAGAACAUGAAUGUUUAAGUUAUUUGUAGGGUUUCGUUCUGAUCGCCGAUGAAGCACAAGAGUAAUGAAUACGCGCAUUAUUGUUGUAUUUGUUUAGAAUUAGUGAGACCAGUGAAAAAUACCAAAGAAUUUUAGCAUUAUGCUUACAAUAUUUAGCACUUUAAUGCUUUUUUGUAUAUUAAUUUAUAUAACCAAGACCGGAGAGCAUCCAAAUCCACUGCAGUGCAGUAAAACUAGUCGCAAACCACAAUACGUUUGUAUGUUAAAGUAUAAUAUUCUAUAUUAUUUAUUCGCAUAAUAUGCAACAGUAAUCGAUAAAUAUUAUUUGUAAUUGCUAUAUUUACGUAUGGUAUGCGUUGUAUGAUGGUUCGUAUUAUACAUGUCAUUAAAGAAAAAGUAUGGAAAUGCAAUAUUCAGUGACACCAACUUAGUAACUUAGUUAUAAUGUUUCUGAGUACUGUAAUUUCGAUACCUCUGAAUAAGGUAGCCUUAACUUUAGUGUGUUUUUUACCGAGUAGCAAAUCUUAGAGUUGACAUAAAUAUGAUAAUAAAUCAUUGACGUCAACCAAAAGAUGUAUAGUUUUGUACCAUGACCCUCUGACCGCAAUAUUAUCGCUGUAAUCAAAACAUUAAUUAUUUCAUAACAUAUCUUCAUAAUGUAAAUUAUUUAAUGGCCUAAUCAGUAUAUAUUUAACACUCGUUAAAACACAAUCCAUGACUCAGAAGGAAAGUUCUUCACAGUGUAAAACAAAUGACACUGAACAAGGUUAAAAAUAAUGAAACGAAAAAUAGCAAGGUGUUCAAAUAUGAAGUAAACACGAACAACUUAGAUAGUGCAGGUAUUGGGUGAAAAUAAACCGUAAGUCUUGAUGAACAAGGAUGAUUGUGGAGCAAAUAAAAUAGAUUCCAUGACUCAUCCACAUGUGGGUCAUGAAAAUAAUAUCGAUUUGUACAACACGCGAGGUGUAUUAGUAGUUAAACAGUAAAACGAUGAAGAAGUAUUACAACGUAGCGGUUUAAAACAAGUUGCCAAUGUUAGGUUUACGGCACAUAAAUUUUGUACUUUAAAAUGAUAGAAGAAGUAAAUGCACAUGUUAUGUAAACGUUCACACGAACUUAUUUAUAUUUUAUGUUAAUACAUUAGAAUUAGGUGAUAUUGUAAUAAUCAAUUAAACAAGGGGCCCUUUACUUUCGAUUCUAAUAGAUUUUUGUGAAUCUAUUUUAAUUUGUUUUUUUAUUCAGAGUUCAGAAUUCCUUUGAUUUGUGUUGACUGACUGCAUCGAAAUCAUAAUCUUUAAUAUAAGAACCUAUUUUAAAUAUUAUGGAUGAAUAAACAUAACAGUUUCUGUAUGCUUACAAAUUAUUAUCAAUUUCUGUGAUUAUAUUUUAUACCCAUAUACCAUUACACAUAGAGCCAAAAUAUGUUGUGUGUAACCUAAGUUGUGAUGAUAUUAACCAUGCUUAUUGUAUUGAUUCAAUAUAUUCAGCCAUUAUUAUUUAUUUAUAAGUGGGAUGCCAUUUACUUGACGAUCUCAUCUUCCUCUGGAUAUUGUUUCAGUUACCGUAGACUUAAUUUCGAUUUGUACCUGAUUUUGAAAACAUUGUUGUUAAAUUACGUUAUAAUUUUGUUACAUUUUUGUAGAAAUCUAGAUACAAUUCUGAAUUUGAAAUAGAUUUUUGGUCAAUGGCCAUUUUUUACUGGCUUUCGAGUCUAGUAUGUCUUGCCUAGUUUUCAUAUCCAGAAUUAUAGCUAAGGUUACUUUAAAAUGUAGAAUUGUAUGGGGAUGAGUGAAAUUGAUUGAAUGUAAGCGAGACAUAAUAAUGACUAUUAUGUAUCUACGCAAGACUAGACCACCGCGCCGCAGCUUGAGCAAGCAUGCAACUAAUUUUUAAUGUAGAUGUAACAUUUUUUAAAUACUAAGUACUUAUAUAUAGUGGAUGCAUAAUGGACAGUAGAUAACAGUGAAAAAACCACGAUUGAUGAAAAAAAUUGGAUGUGUCAAAAUGUUUUUCAAAAAGUUUAGGCUCGGAUCAAAUAAAUUAUAUAGGUAAAUAACAGCU